UGGUCGCGAUGGAGCGGAUGGAAGAUCUAACGGCUGCUUGGCUCGAAACUGAACCUGGGGCUCAAUGGAUGGUCAAGGAGGGCACCAAAUCCUUCAAUUGUGGACUCUUCCGCGCCCAGCAGGUCUUCCGCGACAAACUGGCUCAGCUCCCCAAAGGAUUCACUCUCCCCGACCUCGGCUUUCCCCCUCCUUGCCGCUCCCUGGCCGAGUUCGACCCCCGCCCUUAUUUGAACGAAGGGAGCUCAAGCGCGUCUGAAGAGGAGGAAGGAGGAGAAGAAGACGGCCCAGGCGAUCAAAAUCCGGGGACUAGCUUAGCCACAUCCAAGGCGGGAAUUCCUGUCUCCUUGAACCUUUCCGAUGGGCCGGCUCCUUCUUCGCCGGAGCUUGCCUCCUCCCCCAGGUCAGUCAAUUCUAAUGACUGGGGGGGGCUAGACCCAUACGAAUUCUGUCGCCGGCAGUGGCCAUCGGUGAAACCGCCGCCACUACCACCAAACCCUUAUGAUGACUUCAGUGAAGCAUACAAGGCCCUCUCCGCCAACCGCCUGCCUGACGGAAGGAUUGACUGGGACGCUCCAUGCCCCCUCCAUUCCCUGCAAUACAUGGCCUGGGAGAGCUUUCAGGAUGAGCACUUACCCCUCCUGGAGCAUGAGUGCGCAUACUACGCGAGUCUUGAGCGAUGGACUGGCGAAAGUCGCACCAGUUCGCCGGUGAGGCCUAAGGAGGAGGUUGUGUUGGGGGAAGAACUGGGUUCCAGUCCACCUCGCCCCUCCGACCGUUCAACUUCCCGGAGAACCCGUAGGCGACCUGGAGUAGCUCGAUCGGCUUCAGGAUCUCCAUCCUCAUCUAGGUGAUGCUGGUUGGGGUUCUGGGGGCGACCGACCCUGUUCCGCGUCGGGGAAGAAAAGUGGUCGUCCCGGACGGCCGGUGAUCGGAGUUCCACCGGCCCAUGGAGCUGCAGAACUAACCUUCAAACCUGCCUGUCCCCCCUAGGCCUUUUGCUCGCAAAACUUUAGAUUG
Cuscuta campestris is the source of this 1017-nucleotide messenger RNA. Lineage: Eukaryota; Viridiplantae; Streptophyta; Magnoliopsida; Solanales; Convolvulaceae. The record is from the annotation of a GenBank genome assembly.